Messenger RNA from Suillus subalutaceus, 1702 nucleotides. RefSeq lists its product as uncharacterized. The record is from RefSeq and is a predicted model, not a curated record. The transcript is spliced from 8 exons. Bases 32 to 1477 code for a protein of 481 amino acids. Lineage: Eukaryota; Fungi; Basidiomycota; Agaricomycetes; Boletales; Suillaceae.
CCCAGGUCUACUCAUAUCAGGUCUAUAACCAAUGUCCGUCAUCGAAAAGCUACAAGAAACCUGGACUUCAAGUUCCAUCACGACAUCAUUUCGUAUAGGCUCCUUAGCCGACAUCUCUCCCAAGCAGGCUCUUCAGUUCCCGGUUGCGGGUUUCAGCUGGCACCUGGUUGUGAGACAAAAAGGGCCACCGUACCGCCGCAAUCAUGAUAGACCUUGGAGGUGCCAGCUAUCUUUUAACUCCUGUGAUUGUCCCGGUACAUGGCGUGGUACACCGGUUAACAUUAAGGUUUCUAUUCCGUCGUAUCUUGAUGGUGAUAAACCCUUCUGCGUCAGAUCUGACGGCACGGUCUUGGGCACCCAGCUGCUCAUUACAUGUUCCUAUAUGCAGCUUCAGGACGCUCUCGUUUCACUGGAGGUUACCUUUACCAACCCACUAACGUGCAAUCUAUUCAAUGUGCUUGCCAACGUCAUGCUCAUACCAGACGCACCACUGGCAGCCAGUGCUAAAGAGCCCAGAGUGCCUCAGGCCUGCUCCGCCCUUCGUGCCCUCGAGCAAUCGCUCAAGACAGGGACAUCAUUUGACAUAAUAUUCCAAGCUUACACUCGUCGCUUAUCUCCCGGAAGCGUCACUAGACCAAUCCCAAUUUAUGCGAACACCGCUGUGCUGCAAACCACAACACUUUUACCAGAUUUUGCCGAAGAAGACCUUGAUUUCUCCUCCCUCUUUGAACUAUCUGAAGGCGACACUCUCCCUUUUACUUCCCUAGAAAGUUAUGAAUACGAAUCUGACAGCGAUCUGGAAGACGACAGCGACAAUCACAGCAGCAACAGCAGCAACCACAACAAUUCGGCGGUGGUGCAACCUGCGGAGGAAUCUACCACUGGUGAUGAAGCUUCAGCAAGUCAUGACGAGCGAUCUCUCACCCCAGAAUCUCCUGAAGAUACGACUGAUAUUGGUUCAAUCUCGUCUUUCUCCAACUUUGAAGCUGGACCUCAAGAGCAGCCAGAUAAUCGGCCAUUGCUUUUGGAAGAUGUUAAGAUGAUUGGCGAGAACUUGACACGUGGAUUCCGAGUGGUCCUCGUAAAAGGCGUCGCCUGGAGGACGUGGCACGCCUUUAUUUAUUAUUGUUACACCGGCAUCGUCGACUUUGCAAACUUGCGAUCUCAAAGUAUAUCUGAUGUGACGCUACAGCAGAGACCACAUUGCUCCCCGAAGUCGAUGUAUCAACUGGCUAUGAAGCUUCAAAAUGAAACAUUAUCUCAACUUGCUUUUAAGGCCGUUGCAUUCUCCAAAUUUACAUCCAGGCAUGACGCCAUCAGAGAGAUGGAAAUUGCCCUCCUCCUGCAACAUAGGAGCGCGCCAGCAGUUUUGCAGGGUCUCCCAGCUAAAAUCAAAGCUGUGGCCACGGGCAAUCUGCCCCACGCUGCAUCAGCCCUCACUGCGUUGUACCAGCAGCUCACACAAAUACCUGGCUAGAAUUGAUCCCGAUGACGUACGUCGUUCGGGUCUGUUCAUUGCGUGGACUUCCGAUUGUACUACCGUUUACUGUUGUUAAUAUUUCGCGUGUUGUCGAACUCGUCACGGUGUCAAAAUUGGAAUCCUGCUCACUGUUAGCGAUCUGCUACGGGAUGGGAUUAUUGCCAGUUAUGCCUAAAUAUAGAGGUGUGGCACUGCCUUCUAGAUAAGAGGCUGCUCGGAGAG